AUGGUCAAAGUCCUCAUUAUCAUGGCCAACUACGGCCAUGAUCCCACAGAGGUUGCAGUCCCCUACCAGGCCUUCAAAGAUGCAGGAUUCGAGGUAAACUUUGCGACCGAAACGGGCUCAACGCCCCGCUGUGAUGCCCGGAUGCUCGAGGGCCUCUCCCAAAAGCUUCUUGGCGCCGCUGCAUCCGUCAAAAGGCUUUACGACGCCAUGGUCAAAUCCGCCGAAAUGCAGAACCCCCUGUCUUGGAGUUCCCCGGGCUUCACGCUCGAUGGUUUCGAUAUUGUGCACAUCCCCGGCGGUCACGACAAGGAAGUCAGGCAGCUCAUGGACUCGACCACUGCGCAAAAGCUACUCGCCGAUUACUUUCCCCAAACCAAAAAGCCCGGCAAAAAGAUUGUCUCGGCCAUCUGCCACGGCCCGCUGGUGCUCUGCAACACCAAGGGUCAGGACGGCAACAGCGUCUUGUACCACUGCACGACGACCGCCCUCCCCGGCUGCUUCGAGUCGUUGGCGUAUCACGGGACCAAGCUGUUUCUGGGCGAUUACUACAAGACGUAUGGUGCGGGCACGGAGAAUGUCGAGGACUCGAUGCGCAAAGCGGUGAAAGACCCCAGCCAGUUCAAGAGCAGUUGGAUGCCCAACCGACCGUUCGUACCUCCCCGUCUCCCCAACUUGAUGUUACGGCCCUUGCUGAGCAGCGAGUACAGCUUCGUUGUGGAAGACACAGAGUACAACUACAUCAGCGCGCGCUUCCCACCCGAUGCGGCAAAACUAGCCGAAAUGACUGUCAACCUUGCCCAUCUCGUCCACGUUCAAGGCUUCAAAGGUGAAGAAUCGGCUACGACAUGA
This is a messenger RNA of Colletotrichum orchidophilum, 849 nucleotides long. Its product is annotated as ThiJ/PfpI family protein. The coding region runs from base 1 to 849 and encodes 282 amino acids. The record is from RefSeq and is a predicted model, not a curated record. NCBI's taxonomy places the organism in Eukaryota, Fungi, Ascomycota, Sordariomycetes, Glomerellales, Glomerellaceae. The transcript is spliced from 4 exons.